Molecule: messenger RNA, 2797 nt
Organism: Effrenium voratum
Lineage: Eukaryota; Dinophyceae; Suessiales; Symbiodiniaceae
Source: the annotation of a GenBank genome assembly
GCAUGACUGGCAACUGCCUCCAGGCCUGGGCGACAGAGAUUUGGAAGCGAUGGUCUGGGAGGUGCAUCGGUUAUGCUCAUCCACUGGGCCAAUAUCCAUGCAGCAGGCACUUCGUUUAGUGCUAGGCAUGGCUUACAACAUAGAGGCGGCCGUCGCAAAGUGGCGCGAGGUGGCCGCUUGGCGAGAGGAGCAGCGCAUGGCCUUGGUGCGCGAAAGGCUCGACGCGAUGAUGCGCAGCAACGCCGACAUCUCGUUUCCACAUGAGCAGGAGGUGUACGGCAAGUUGUUCCGUGGCUGUCCCUGUGCGCUCCUGACAGCCGAUGGCCGCCCCGUGUCAGUUUGGCAUGCUGGUGCGCCUAGGGCUGAUGAGCUCUCGAGUCUGCCAGUGGAACACCUCAAGGAAUGGAGCCGUGAGGUUUUUGAGUACGCCGACCUUUGGAUCUCGAAGGACACAGAGAGGACCCAGCAACUCACUGGCUACAUCCAAGUGUACAACAUGGCAGGCCUGGGGUGGCGGCAGGUCACCUCCAAGGAGGUGGCCGAGAAGCUCAAGGGGGCUCUGUCCGCUGGGGGGUUCUACGUGGAGGCGGUGGCCCGCAUCUACGUGGUCAAUGCCCCGCGGGUUUUUUCCAUGGCUUGGAAGAUGGUCCGCGGCUUCCUCUCCCCUUGGACCGCCUCGAAGAUCACCGUUUCCAGCGAGGUGCCACAGGAGCUCAUUGCAGAGCUGGGCGGCGAGGCAUCGGCUGCCAAGCUCCGGCGCCUUUGCGCUGCCGAUGUGGCGGCGCCUCUGGGUGCGCCGGUGCUGCGCCCGGAACAUCCGCGGCGAGCGUCGGAGGAGAGCUCGGUGAGCAACUCCUCGUGCUCCACGCGGUGCUCCUACGGUUGUCCCAAGGGGGCAGUCAAGGUGGCCGGAUUUUGGCUACAGCCACAGCAGCUCCCACCAGGCCUGGAGGACCGAAAUUUGGAAGCUCUUGUGGAGGAGGUGCACAAGGCUUGCUGCACCGUAGCGCCAGCCUCCAAGCAGCAGGCUCUGAGACUGGUCCUGGGGAUGGGCUAUAACCCCCAUGCGGCAGUUGCGAAAUGGCGCGAAGUCGUAGAAUGGCGGCGGGCACACCGAAUGGAUGACAUUCGCCAGAACUACGUGGCCAUCAUGCUGUCCAAUGGCGCUGCACAGUUUCCAAACCAGGCAGAGGUGUAUGACAAGCUUGUAGCCGUUAGCCCCUGUGCCUUCCUAUCCACUUCCGGCUGCCCAGUUUCAAUUUGGCACGCCGGCACCCUCAAUGUGAACGAUGCGACCACACUGCCACUGGACCAGGUCUCUGAGUGGAGCCGGGCAGUUUUUGAGUACAAGGAUAUAUGGAUAAGCCAGCAGAGCGAAAAGAGCAGAAGGCUGGUGGGCUAUGUGCAAGUCUACGACAUGCGUGGCCUGACUUGGCGCCACUAUUCUUCGCGUGAACUGGCAGAGAAGGUGAAGGCUGCCUUGCAGCCCGGCGGCUUCUAUGUCGAAGCUGUCAGCCACAUGUUUGUCAUCCACGCGUCUCCACUCUUCGCUGCAGCCUGGAAGAUUGCUCGCAAUUUGAUCUCUCCGUGGACGGCUUCAAAGAUCUCGGUAUCUGGUGGUGUGCCUGAUGAGCUUCUCCAGCUUUUAGGCGGACCUUCCUCCGAGACAGCGCAGCGUUUCCAAGACCUCCUAAGGAGGACCCCUGGAGAAGCUGCGGCACAGACGCGUGUGUUGCAGCCCACCUGGAAGGCCCAGGCAGGCCCGGAGCUUGCAUCAACGCCGACCGCGGAGUUGUCCUCAGAGUCGUGCAAAGCUGAUAUCUCCGACUGCCCGUCUCGGUGCGAAGAGGCAGAUUUGGAGGUCCCAGAAGGAAUGCGGAAGGCCGCAGGCUUCCUCUUGGCGGAGGACCAGCUGCCGCCGGGCCUGGAGAGCCAUUGCUUGGAUGCCUUGGUCGCCGAGGUCCACCAGAUGUGCUCGCAGGUGUCAGCCCUGACGCAACAGCAGGCGCUGCGGCUUGUGCUGGGCAUGGGGUACGACCGCGUGGCUGCGGUGGCCAAGUGGCGCGAGAUUUGCGCCUGGAGGGCUGCCAACAACAUGGACGAAGUGAGGCGGGAGCAAGCCCGCAAGGCAGCCAGCACAGAGGGCAUCCAUUUCCCCGGGGAAGAUAAGGUGAGGAAGUUCAUCAUGGUGCACCCCUGCGCGCUACUGGCCGCGGAUGGCUCGCCGGUCUCCAUUUGGCACGGGGGCACGCUGGCAUCGGGAAUGGACCUGGCACCAGCUGAUAUCACUGCCUGGAGCCAUGCAGUCUUCGAGUACAAGGACUUGUGGGUCGCGCAGGACAGUGAGGCCACCAGGACGUUGAAGGGAUACAUCCAGGUCUACGACCUGAAGGAUGUGAGCCUGAGGCAAUUGUCCAGGGACACUGUGGAGAAGCUGCGGUGCGCUUUGCAGCCAGGGAGUUACUACAUGGAAGCCGUUUCCCACAUGUAUGUAGUGAAUUCCUCAAUGGUAUUUUCCAUGGCCUGGAAGGUCAUCCGCAACUUGAUCUCACCCUGGACAGCCUCCAAGAUCAGCGUCUCCAACGGCCUCCCAGAGGAGCUUGUGCAGGCAUUGGGCGGCCCUCAAUCUGCAGCCCUGAAGCGUCUCAAAGAGAUUUUGGCAUCCAGAUCUGACGCAGGUCCGGUGCCAGUGCUUCGCCGAUUGCCUGACGCCUGAGAUGCUGUGCACCAAUUGCUUGAUUUGGCCUUUCAGCUUUCUCCCGCGGCCUCCGCUUUGCCAUCGCUCUGCUCCAGGCUU